Molecule: messenger RNA, 861 nt
Organism: Pogona vitticeps (central bearded dragon)
Lineage: Eukaryota; Metazoa; Chordata; Lepidosauria; Squamata; Agamidae
Source: RefSeq, a predicted model, not a curated record
AUGGACCCCGUGCUGUACGUCUUAGCGGCGGCACUGCUGGCGGCGCUUUUGGUCUUCGUCAGCCGCGUCAGAAGAGAGGCGCGGGCGGAGGAGGAGGAGGAUGGAGCUGAAGCCGCAGAGUUCCAGUUUUCUGGGAAGAUCGGAGCAAAGAAGCAGCGGAAGUUAGAAGAGAAGCAAGCACGGAAAGCCCAGCGAGAGGCUGAAGAAGCUGAACGAGAAGAACGGAAGAAGCUGGAGCAGAAACGAGAGGAGGAGCGACGCAGGGAGGAGGAGCGCCACCGGCAGGAGGAGGAGAAGCAGGAAGAAGAAAAGAAGAAAGCCAAAGAAGAGGAAGAGCAGCGGGAGUAUGAGGAAUAUCUCAAGCUUAAGGAGAGUUUCAUGGUGGAAGAAGAAGGGGUAGCUGAAGCUAUGAAUGAAGAGGAGUCCCGUAGCUUUGUAACAGAACUUCUCGAAUACAUCAAGAGUGCCAAAGUGGUUCUUCUGGAAGACCUAGCUUCCCAUUUGGGCAUAAGGACUCAGGAUGCCAUUAGUAGAGUACAAGACCUGAUGGCAGAUGGAACGCUUACAGGUGUCAUUGAUGACCGGGGCAAGUUCAUCUAUAUCACACCAGAGGAGAUGACGGCGGUGGCUGAUUUCAUUCGCCGUCGAGGACGUGUGUCCAUUACUGAGCUGGCUCAACAAAGCAAUUCUCUGAUCAACCUAGAACCUGAGGCCAGAGUUGCCACGACAGGGGUGGCGUGAGAAGCAAAACUUGUGUGUUGUGGGGAGUUGAAAGUGCAGUGGUAAAAUGCGUUCAGUCCCCCUAUGAUUUGUAAUACCAAACUAAAAUAAACGUCUAGGGAGAGAUGCUUCUGGUCCGGU